This is a messenger RNA of Rotaria sp. Silwood2, 588 nucleotides long. Lineage: Eukaryota; Metazoa; Rotifera; Eurotatoria; Philodinida; Philodinidae. The record is from the annotation of a GenBank genome assembly.
AUGAUUAACAUAAAAACUUGUCUCUUGUUCUUACUCUUUAUAUGUUUGGCAGCUAGUUUAGACAAAAGCUUUGAACGACGUGUAGCUGCACUUCGAAAUCUUCUAGAAUCAGACGACGAUGAUUUGCAAGAAUCUGAUCCAGACCGUCGACACAAUGAAUAUGAAACUCAUCGAAGCAGAAAUGCAAUCAAUUCAAAUCGACGAAAUUUCUUGAAAAAUAUUGAAGAUGAACUAGACGAAGAUGAAGAUGAACAGAAUUUAGAAUCACGUGUAUCAUCAAACUCACAAACCAACAGUAGUGGAUAUGUAAUAAUUCUUCAAAAUUAUGCUGCAAUGAAUACUCGUCUUCGUGUUCUAUAUUCAGAUCCUCAAUGUCAAGCACACUUGAUUGAAGGUGACACAUUAAUGACUCAUCAAACAGAUUCAAUAACUGUACCACCAAAUGCUCGUAACAUACAAGUUACCGUCCAAAAAGAUAUAUUUGCUAAUAAUUGGCGUGAUGUUCAUACUGUUUCGAUGAAUAGUAGUAAACUAUGUUUACGUAUUCUUGGUGUUACAGUAUCUUCAAAAAUUCAUCCAUGCGAAUAG